UUACUACUUGCAUCUAGAACAACUUGCUUUUGCAGUCCAGAAAUAUAACGUGGUUCCAAAACCGAUUCUGGCGUAUUAUCGUUAAUUCUAUUUAAUUCGUCGUUUGAAGACGCACGAGAUAAAAUACUUUCCAUAAGGGCGGGAUUCAUAGACGUUGCUUAAACUCUAUCUUGAGAUAGUCUUCGCCAAGGCCAGCUUAACGUCCAAAACUAUCUUGAGAACGUCCUAUAUGCACAGUUGAGUCUUGAAUAAUUUAGUUUUAGCUUAAGACUGUCUUCAUAAAGUUUGUGCUCAAGCACUAAAAUUUUAGAAAUGUUCGGAAUUCCCUAGAAAAUGUAUAGUAUAUGCAUACGUAAAGGAGAUCCGUGUACACAUACAUACAUUAUAUCAGUGCAUUUCUCGGAUUUUAAUAAAAAAAAUAUAAUGUCUAGUAAGAGAGCUAUAUAUUCCGAUUUGGAAAAGCAAAUAUUCCUUGAGAUUUUAAAAAAGUACAAACACGUAAUUGAGGCUAAAGGUACAAAUUCUUCUACAUUGAAAGAAAAGUCAGAAGCUUGGUUGUUAAUUAUGACGGAGUACAAUGAUUCUUCCUUAAUUUCUACUAAAAGAGACGUACAACAAUUGAGAAAGUAUUGGUCUAAUUUAAAACAACAAAGUAAAAACAUAUUGACUACUGAAAGACAAUCAAGGUUUCUCACAGGAGGAGGAUCACAACAAAAUAUUGACGAAGUUGAUCCUAAUGUUUUAGACAUUGUCCCUGAUUUAAUGACAACAGCACCAACUAUUUCUUCAAGUAAUUUUUCUACAAAAGAGUCUACAGAUCGACAAAGAGAAGUUUUAAAAGCCAUUAAGCAAAAUUCUUUGACAAGAAUUGAUCACAUUUCUAAUAGAGAACAUUGGGAAAAACAAAAAAAAGGCUUAUCAUCCAAUACAUCAUCUAAUCAAUCAAUAUCUGAUAAUAUAAGUGAGAAUGUAAAUGACACUAUGAUAAUUGAUUUUGAGAUGGACGAUGCUGUACCAAUAGAAGAAACUUUUAGUAAUGACUGUGAUACAUAUAUUGAAAAUGAAAAUACAGAUUUAUUAAAAGAUAUUAAGAAAAACAAACGUGCAAAUGUCAAUAAAUCAUGUCUCAAUUUAAAGAAGCAAAAAACGGAAAGAAUGACAUUAGUCUGUGAAAAAGAAAUGGAAUUAGCAGAUAUAAAAAUUAAUCACGAAAUAGAGAUAUGUAAACUCAAGAAAGAAAGAGAAGAGUUUAUCAAUAAAAUUACUGUGGAAAGGUUAAUCUUAGAAAAAAAGGAAGUAGAAGAAAGAGUCAAAUUAGCAAAAUUCCGUGCUCAAAAAGAAAUGGGAGACCAUUAUUAUAUCUCUGGGCCACAAUAAGUUUUAUACAAGUUAUAUUAAGUAAUAAUAAGAUAUAUGCAGUUAAAUAUUUAAGAUAUAUGUUAAUAAGUUAAAUAUUUUUAUAUAACAAGUUGAAACGUGAUUAUUAACUUAUGUGUUAACUAUACAUAUAAGAUAAAAAAGUAUUAUUUUUUGUUUCAUUUAUUCGUUUAUUUUAUGUUAUUAUAAAAGUUUCUAUUUGUAUUUUGUGAUAAAGUUUAAGACUGAUAAUACUAAUAAAUGUACAGUCAAAGGAAUAAUUAUUUUCUUUCAUAUGUUAUAAGCAUCGUAUAUUAUAUGUAUAUUGUUAACAAGUGCCUAAUAUAAAAAUAAAAGUGUAAUGAAAUAAUGAAA
Messenger RNA from Solenopsis invicta (red fire ant), 1731 nucleotides. RefSeq lists its product as uncharacterized. The coding region runs from base 334 to 1377 and encodes 347 amino acids. NCBI's taxonomy places the organism in Eukaryota, Metazoa, Arthropoda, Insecta, Hymenoptera, Formicidae. The transcript is spliced from 8 exons. The record is from RefSeq and is a predicted model, not a curated record.